CUUGAAUCUUGGUGAUUCGUAACCUAAAAGCGCGCGAGGUGUUACGUUUUUUUGACGGUAAAGGAUUAUACAGAAAUAAAAAGUUGCUGCAGUUUUAGCGUGAAAGCUAAUUAAAGUUGCAACAAGAAAUUUUUUAGGUAACUUUCGAGAGAGUUUUGAUAAACGUUGAUAAAGACUAAGGUUAGACUGCAAGAAUGUCGGCAGAGGAACAACAGCCGGAAUUUCGAUUAGGACCCAAUCCUAAUGUCAGUUAUCCUAUUCAGGUUCAUUAUUGCGGGAAUUGCUCGCUGCCUAUUGAGUAUUGUGAGUACUAUCCUGAUUAUGAUAAAUGUAAGCAAUGGUUGGAGAGAAACCUUCCUACAGAGUUUGAAAAGAUAAAAUUAGCUACAGAAGAUGGCUCUAUCGAAGCUGGUGGAGGAGAAGAUGAAAAGAAGAGACAGAAACGAGGUGGAAAGGGUAUGCUGAAGACCAAAAAAAAAGAAGAUGUACCAAGAUUAGUCACGGUUUCUAGAGCACCAAGAGGAAAAAAGAAAUCUGUUACAGUUGUGACUGGUCUUAGCACCUUUGAUAUAGACUUAAAAGUAGCAGCAAAAUUUUUUGGCAGUAAAUUUGCUUGUGGAUCCAGUGUUACUGGGGAAGAUGAAAUUGUCAUACAGGGAGAUGUCAAGGAUGAUCUGUUCGAAGUGAUACCUGAAAAAUGGCCACAAAUCGAUGAAGAUUCUAUAGAUGAUCUUGGAGAUCAUAAGAGAUAAGAUUAUUAACAUUAUAUACACACAAUAUUGUAUUAUGCUAUUUCUAUUCGGAAAAGUUGUGUUUAUUAUAAAUAAAAAUGUACAUACUAC
Molecule: messenger RNA, 842 nt
Organism: Pseudomyrmex gracilis
Lineage: Eukaryota; Metazoa; Arthropoda; Insecta; Hymenoptera; Formicidae
Gene: DENR
Product: density-regulated protein homolog
Exons: 5
Coding region: 195-752 (185 amino acids)
Biological process (GO): translation reinitiation; formation of translation preinitiation complex
Molecular function (GO): translation initiation factor activity; mRNA binding
Source: RefSeq, a predicted model, not a curated record